AUGAACGCUUCCAUACCGCAGCAACUCUGCAAAAGUUCCAGGUUCACGGUCCCUGUUCUCAUUCUCUUUCAUGUCCCACAAAGUCCCCAAUGCGUUGGUUGCGGUCAUGCCUGCGGCGUGGGUGACCUUCUGCAUAGUCGAUGUAGUCAAGAUCGUCCAUACGACGUUAUAAGCCUUCUUGUAUUCUUCAGACUCUGGAUCGGCAUCCAAUCGGACUGA
Molecule: messenger RNA, 219 nt
Organism: Colletotrichum abscissum
Lineage: Eukaryota; Fungi; Ascomycota; Sordariomycetes; Glomerellales; Glomerellaceae
Exons: 1
Coding region: 1-219 (72 amino acids)
Source: RefSeq, a predicted model, not a curated record